UGGGAAGCUUCUCAAUUGCCAUUCAACAUUUUAAAGCACAAGCCGCUCAGCCGUGAAAGCGCCUGAUCCACACUUCUCUGAAAGACACAGGAGGGAAUACACAAUUGCAGAUUUCACCCACUGUGGCGGUGCAGAUCACAGGAAACAACUGAUUGAAAUAAUUUUAUUUGCAAAUAGAACUCUGUUUUUUUCUUUCUUUUUUUUUUUUUUUAAUCGCGUCGCGGCUCUUUUCCCCUCCCCUUUGCCAUUCCGCUUAUAUGGAUGUAAUUCAGAAUCUGUGUUAAUUCACGUGGGGGAUCCAGUUACAUCUUGUUCCGCUCCGGGUAUAUUUACGAGCGACCAAUAAUCGCCUUUGGACACAUAGUUUUGUUGCUAACCUUUGAACUGAAAGGAUCAAGUUCAGAUCUGGUUACCUGCAUUGGGACGGGAAGGAAGAGGAGAGAGAGAGAGACUGCAAUCUCAUUUGUGAAUCGCUCUCAGUGCUGCAGAUCCAGAUUGCUAUAACACAUGCAGUGCAAAUGCAGGUAAGGCACACACACAAACUGCGGAUGCAAAAACAAACUUGGGACUAUUGUGUGUCUAUGUUCUUAUCUCCAGCCUUGCAAAUUCUGGGCAAACGGCUUCUGCAGUUUCUGUAUCGUUGCUUUGUGACUAAUGACCUUGCGCAGAGUUGUUAAAAAAAAAUCCGCUCCGGAGAAAGAGCUGAACAUUUUAGGCGAUCUCUGAAGAUGGAUUUGGGUGCUUUUCUGCCAACCAAAGGAGAUAUUCUGUGGACUGCUCUGUAAUACUCGGGGUUCUUCUCCUAUCAGCUGUGCAGCUACCGACAUUAUUGGGAUUUUUAUUUUUUUCUUUACUUUUUUUUUUCCUAAGAACUCCCCAUUGCUAAGAGGAUUUGGAGUUUUCCCGACACAAGCCCUUUGAAUAAAGCGAAUCACAUUUUUUUUCCCCUGUGUGUGCAGAGAGGGGGAAGAAUAAAGCUAAUGCCUUGGUCGUAAACGGCUGAGAGAGAGAGAGAGAGAGAGAGGGAGAGACAGGGAGACAGAAAAGAGAGAGAGAGUGUGAAUUGUAGUUAACUCUAGUGUCGAAGAAGACGACCUGGGGGGCUUCGAAUCGUACAGUGCUUUUAUUGCAAACCUUGCAAAGUGAUUACAGUAAAAUCAGAGAGGAGGAGGAGAAGGGGGAGGAGAAGGAAAAUCCCAUCCUAUCUACCGAGAUGAAUCUUUAAAAAGCAAAAUACACUGUCCCGUGAACUGUAAGUAUAUCGCAACUGGAAGGCAGGGAGGGCAGCAGAGGAGCCAGCAGCAGGGUUUUGACCACCAAUUGCACCAGCCAUGAGACAAUAAGUUUCCAGGAAUAAAAGGAUUUUAUAAUUGAUUACCUGGACGCUCAGCCGCUCUGUUGGCUUAUCAGGGGAGUUUAUUGGGGGGGCAGGUGGGACUGAGAGGAGGGCGGGGGGUUUCAGUGCAGGGAAGAUGAGGAAGAUGCGGACCCUCCUUGGCUUUGUACAUUGUUGCUGCUGCUUCUUGCUCCUCCUGCCUCUGCCGCUCUGGGUCAGCCUGGCAGCGGCUAAACAGCUCCUGAAGUACCGGCUGGCCGAGGAGGGACCCGCUGACAUUCGCAUCGGCAACGUGGCUUCCGACCUGGGUAUCGUGACGGGCUCCGGAGAGGUGACAUUCAGCCUGGAGUCGGGCUCCGACUAUCUCAAGAUCGAUAACAUAACCGGGGAGCUGAGCACCACAGAGCGGCGCAUCGACCGCGAAAAGCUGCCGCAGUGCCAGAUGAUCUUCGACGAGAACGAGUGCUUCCUGGACUUCGAGGUGUCGGUCAUCGGCCCGUCGCAGAGCUGGGUGGACCUCUUUGAGGGCCGGGUCAUCAUCCUGGACAUAAACGACAACACCCCCACCUUCCCUUCCCCCGUCCUCACGCUCACCGUGGAGGAGAACCGGCCCGUGGGGACCCUCUACCUGCUCCCCACUGCCACCGACAGGGACUUUGGCCGCAACGGCAUCGAGCGCUACGAGCUUCUGCAGGAGCCCGGCGGGGACAGCGGCCGCCGCGCCGGCGGGGGAAUCUCGGCCGCGGCGGUCCCCGAGAGCGCCCCCUACCCCGGCGGCAGCAAGCGGCGGCAGGAGGCGGAGGCGGCGGCCCGCAGCAGCGUCUUCGAGCUGCAGGUGGCUGACACCCUGGACGGGGAGAAGCAGCCACAGCUGAUCGUCAAGGGGGCGCUGGACCGGGAGCAGCGGGACUCCUACGAGCUCAGCCUCCGCGUGCGGGAUGGCGGCGACCCGGCACGGUCCUCGCAGGCGAUCCUGAGGGUGCUGAUCACCGACGUGAACGACAACAGCCCCCGCUUCGAGAAGAGCGUCUAUGAGGCGGAUCUGGCGGAGAACAGCAGCCCCGGGACCCCGAUCCUGCAGCUGCGAGCCACCGACCUGGACGUGGGGGUGAAUGGACAGAUCGAGUAUGUCUUUGGGGCGGCCACAGAGUCUGUCAGGCGUCUACUGCGGCUGGACGAGAACUCGGGCUGGCUCAGUGUCUUGCACCGCAUCGACCGGGAGGAAGUGAAUCAGCUUCGCUUCACUGUCAUGGCCCGAGACCGGGGCCAGCCCCCCAAGACAGACAAGGCCACGGUCGUGCUGAAUAUCCGGGAUGAGAAUGACAACGUGCCCACCAUCGACAUCCGGAAAAUUGGGCGCAUUCCGCUCCGGGACGGGGUGGCUAGUGUGGCUGAGGACGUGCUGGUGGACACCCCUAUCGCCCUGGUGCAGGUGUCAGACCGGGACCAAGGUGAAAAUGGCGUGGUGACCUGCACUGUGGUAGGUGAUGUGCCCUUCCAGCUCAAGCCGGCCAGCGAGGGUGAAGGGGAGCCACAGAACAAGCGCAAGUAUUUCCUCCACACCUCAGCCCCUCUGGAUUAUGAAGCUGUCCGUGACUACAACGUGGUGAUUGUAGCUGUGGACUCUGGCAGCCCCAGCUUGUCCAGCAACAAUUCCCUGCUGGUGCGGGUUGGGGACACUAAUGACAACCCUCCUGUGUUCAGCCAGGCCGUGUUGGAGGUCUCCUUCCCAGAAAACAACUUGCCAGGUGAGAGGGUUGCCACAGUGGUUGCCACGGAUGCAGACAGCGGCAAGAACGCUGAGAUCACCUACUCACUGGAGGCCUCACCCCUAUCCUCAGAGGCACCAGGCAGCAUCUUCAGCAUCGACCCUGACUCUGGGGAUGUGUCAGUGCAGGCGGUGUUGGACCGUGAGCAACGUGACACCUACGAGUUCCAGGUGACAGCCCGGGACAAAGGGGUGCCAUCACUACAAGGCUCCACCACAGUGGUGGUGCGGGUGGCAGACCGCAAUGACAAUGAGCCGCGCUUCAUGCAGGAUGUGUUCACCUUCUAUGUGAAGGAGAACCUGCAGCCCAACAGCCCUGUAGGCAUGGUGACUGUAAUGGACUUUGAUAAGGGCCGCAACGCUGAGCUCAGCCUCUCCAUCCAGCCUGGUGACCACGACCAGGCAGCUGGCAUCUUCUCCAUCGAGAAUGACACUGGAACCAUUUUCUCCACUGUCUCUUUUGACCGUGAACAGCAGACUAGCUACACCUUUAAGGUAAAGGCAGUGGAUGGAGGUGAGCCACCACGCUCUGCCACUGCCACCGUGUCCCUCUUUGUGAUGGAUGAGAAUGACAAUGCACCCACAGUCACCUUCCCCAGCAACAGCUCCUACACUGUGCUGCCACCCUCCAGCAACAUGCGCACUGUGGUGGCCACAGUGGUUGCCACCGACGCUGACACUGGUCUCAAUGCUGACCUCAACUACAGCAUUGUUGGGGGUAACCCCUUCAAACUCUUUGAGAUCGACCCGGCCAGUGGUGUGGUGUCACUGGUGGGCAAGCUGGCCCCCAAACACUACGGCCUGCACCGCCUGGUUGUGCAGGUGAAUGACAGUGGGCAGCCUUCCCAGUCCACAACUGCCCUACUCCACGUCUUUGUCAAUGAGAGCCUGUCCAAUGCUACCGUGGUGGAGAGCCAGGUGGCCCGCAGCCUUCACACUCCCUUGGCCCAGGACAUCGCUGGUGACCCCAGCUAUGAGCUGAGCAAGCAGCGGCUUAGCAUAGUCAUUGGCGUGGUGGCCGGCAUCAUGACUGUCAUCCUCCUCAUCCUGGUGGUGGUUAUGGCCCGCUACUGCCGCUCCAAAGGCAAGCACGGCUACGAGGCUGGCAAGAAGGACCAUGAGGAUUUCUUCACCCCACAGCAGCACGACAAGGCCAAGAAACCCAAGAAGGACAAGAAAGGCAAGAAGGGCAAGCAGCCCCUCUACAGCAGCAUCGUCACUGUUGAGGCUUCCAAGCCCAACGGGCAGCGCUACGACAGCGUCAACGAGAAGCUCUCAGACAGCCCUGGUAUGGGCCGAUACCGCUCCGUCAAUGGCGGCCCGGGCAGCCCCGACCUGGCCAGGCACUACAAGUCGAGCUCGCCGCUGCCCACCGUCCAGCUGCACCCGCAGUCUCCCACCGCUGGCAAAAAGCACCAGGCCGUACAGGACCUGCCCCCGGCCAACACCUUCGUGGGCGCCGGCGACAACAUCUCCAUCGGCUCGGACCACUGCUCCGAGUACAGCUGCCAGGCCAGCAGCAAGUACAGCAAGCAGGUAAGAGCUCUGCGCCCUGCGCACCCCCCGCGGGGCCCCGACACGCACACGCACACACAGAGCGGGUGA
Pipra filicauda (Wire-tailed manakin) is the source of this 4709-nucleotide messenger RNA. Its product is annotated as protocadherin-7. Gene Ontology annotation, molecular function: calcium ion binding. The record is from RefSeq and is a predicted model, not a curated record. Lineage: Eukaryota; Metazoa; Chordata; Aves; Passeriformes; Pipridae. The transcript has a single exon. Gene Ontology annotation, biological process: homophilic cell-cell adhesion. The coding region runs from base 1473 to 4709 and encodes 1078 amino acids. Gene Ontology annotation, cellular component: plasma membrane.